This is a messenger RNA of Phycodurus eques (leafy seadragon), 1568 nucleotides long. It is a transcript of the gene dnajb1b, whose product is annotated as DnaJ heat shock protein family (Hsp40) member B1b. The record is from RefSeq and is a predicted model, not a curated record. Lineage: Eukaryota; Metazoa; Chordata; Actinopteri; Syngnathiformes; Syngnathidae. The transcript has 3 exons. The coding region runs from base 199 to 1230 and encodes 343 amino acids. Gene Ontology annotation, cellular component: cytosol. Gene Ontology annotation, molecular function: Hsp70 protein binding; transcription corepressor activity.
CCGGACUCGCCACCGCGUAGAUUGUACUGGCUUGUUAUGGAAGUCUCUGGAAGUUUCCAUACGGUUUAUAUUGACUCUGUGUCGGGCGUGUCGCAGAUUUGAAACGGGGCAUAGAACGAGGACUCAAGACUUUUCAAACAGUUUUGCAUUUAAAACGACUAACUGUCUGACUGCCGGCCGGCCGGGUGGGCGGGCAGGAUGGGGAAAGACUACUACGACAUUUUGGGAAUUAAGAAAGACUCCUCUGAGGACGACAUAAAGAAAGCUUAUCGUAAGCAAGCGCUGCGCUACCACCCGGACAAGAACAAGUCGCCGGGAGCUGAGGAGAAAUUUAAGGAAAUCGCGGAAGCUUACGAUGUCCUGAGCGACCCGAAGAAAAAGGACAUUUACGACCGCUUUGGAGAAGAAGGUCUGAAAGGAGGCGGUCCCUCGGGUGGUGGCGGUGGUCCAGGCAACUUCAGCUACACCUUCCAAGGUGACCCACAUGUCAUCUUUUCAGAGUUUUUCGGUGGACGAAAUCCUUUUGAGCAAUUCUUUGGUGGGCGCAAUGGCGGCAUGGAUGAGGAUAUGGACACUGACGAUGGUUUUGCCCGCUUUGGAAUGGGAGGUGGCGGCUUUCCCCGCUCCUUCAGCUCUGGUAUGGGAGGGUUUGGCGGUCACAGUAGUGUUGUGAAGAAACAACAAGACCCCCCUGUGAUCCAUGAGCUGAGGGUGACCUUAGAAGAAGUGCUGUCUGGUUGCACAAAGAAAAUGAAGAUUUCUCGCAAAAGGGUGAAUCCUGACGGCCGAACGCUGAGAAGAGAGGAUAAAAUCCUGGAGGUGCAGAUAAAGAAGGGAUGGAAGGAAGGCACGAAAAUCACAUUUCCCAAAGAGGGGGAUGAAACCCCGACCAACAUUCCAGCUGAUGUGGUCUUCGUGUUAAAGGACAAACCACACGCUGUGUUCAAGCGUGACAACUCUGACAUCAUUUACAUAGCCAGGAUCUCACUCAGAGAUGCCUUAUGUGGCUGCACAAUCAACGCACCUACAUUGGAAGGACGAGUCGUCACGGUGACAGCAACAGAUGUGGUGCAGCCUGGGAUGAAGAGGCGCAUCAGUGGCGAGGGGCUGCCUUAUCCCAAGCGCCCCGAUCGUCGCGGUGACCUCAUUGUGGAAUAUGAGGUCAAGUUCCCUGAGCGGCUCAGUCAAAGCGCUCGGGACACCAUCGCCCAGGUUCUGCCUCGAUCGUGAACAAGCUGAACUGGACUUAAGCGCCCCCUCCCCCUCCCCCAAUAGUUCCUUAAGCUGCCAAUUGUAUUUAAUUUUUUGUAUUUCACCACGUGGGAGACAAUGUUGUGUACUGUUGUCACACCAUACAUAUGGGACGUAAUUCCCAGUCACCCAUAUUGUAAAUGCCACAUUUGAAACUGUAAGCUAUUACAGGCUACAUUGUAAAUACAGUAUAGCCAAUAUUGUUUGGUGUUAAAUGUAAUGAGUAAGAUUAUAUUUUUCUGAAAUAUUUGUUUAUAAGGGGACUGGAGCUAAAGCACUGUGUUAACAGCAAUAAAAAUUGAGAGGAUUUGAUUGUU